AUGUGUCGGGUCAAUCAGGACUGGUAUCAGGUGUGCAUUUAUGAUAUGAGAGAAAUGGCUGAACGUAGUCAAGCAGAUGAACACACAAGCAGGAAUAUCUCAGAAGGACAUCUAAUAUCAUCCCAGGAUUGUGAAAUAAAAGAUGACAAUGCCAAAUGUUUUACACAGAACACAAAGCGUAUUACCCAUCAGCCAGUUAAGGCAGGCGAGAGGCAAUUUCCAUGUUCUGAGUGUGGGAAAUGUUUUGCACGGAAAUUAUUUCUUGUUCACCAUGAGAGAAGUCACACCGGAGAGAAGCCAUUUUCUUGUUCCGAGUGUGGAAAACGUUUUUCACACAAGUCAUAUCUUGUUAUGCAUGAGAGAAGUCACACCGGAGAGAAGCCAUUUACAUGUUCUGAGUGUGGAAAAGGUUUUUCACAGAAAUCAACUCUUGUUCAACAUGAGAGAAGUCACACCGGAGAGAAGCCAUUUACAUGUUCUGAGUGUGGGAAACGUUUUGCACUUAAAUCAACUCUUGUUAGACAUGAGAGAAGUCACACCGGAGAGAAGCCAUUUACAUGUUCUGAGUGUGGGAAAUGUUUUACACAGAAAUCGAAUCUUGUUCAACAUGAAAGAAGUCACACCGGAGAGAAGCCAUUUUCUUGUUCUGAGUGUGGAAAAGAUUUUUCACACAAGUCAUAUCUUAUUAUACAUGAGAGAAGUCACACCGGAGAGAAGCCAUUUUCAUGUUCUGAGUGUGGGAAACGUUUUGCACUUAAACCAACUCUUGUUAGACAUGAGAGAAGUCACACCGGAGAGAAGCCAUUUUCAUGUUCUGAGUGUGAAGAAUGUUUUACACAGAAAUCAACUCUUGUUAGACAUGAGAGAAUUCACACAAGUGAGAAGCCAUUUCCAUGUUCUGAGUGUGGGAAAUGUUUUACACGGAAAUCACAUCUUGUUCAACAUGAGAGAACUCACAGAGGUGUGAAGCCAUUUGCAUGCUCUGAGUGAUUAAUAAAUCAGCUCUUGUUGGACACAGUAGACAUCACACAGGUGGGGAACCAUUUUAAUCUUCUGGAGUAUACUCAUCUUCACCAUUUCCCUGCAUUGUUCCUUCAGGUUUUAUCCUAUGUCCUGUGUUUUUUUUUUUACAAUAUACAUGCUGCUACUGGGUGAAAUAAUAAGACGUCAUGUCCUCCUUUACCUCUACUAUGCAGAUAACCUGUCUUUGCUCCGGGUACUGAAAACAAUACCAAUACUAAAUGUCUAGCUGAGCUCCAGGUGUGGGUGAUGCCAGUAGGCCGUGACUCAGUCCUAGUGAAACAGGUCCAUAUGCUAAUGCAUGCCGACUCUCCUGUCUUCUGAUUACUUCCUCCCAUGCCUAU
Pseudophryne corroboree (corroboree frog) is the source of this 1364-nucleotide messenger RNA. Its product is annotated as gastrula zinc finger protein XlCGF17.1-like. NCBI's taxonomy places the organism in Eukaryota, Metazoa, Chordata, Amphibia, Anura, Myobatrachidae. The transcript is spliced from 3 exons. The coding region runs from base 1 to 990 and encodes 329 amino acids. The record is from RefSeq and is a predicted model, not a curated record.